Molecule: messenger RNA, 8907 nt
Organism: Onychomys torridus (southern grasshopper mouse)
Lineage: Eukaryota; Metazoa; Chordata; Mammalia; Rodentia; Cricetidae
Gene: Hs3st1
Product: heparan sulfate-glucosamine 3-sulfotransferase 1
Exons: 2
Coding region: 413-1348 (311 amino acids)
Molecular function (GO): [heparan sulfate]-glucosamine 3-sulfotransferase activity
Source: RefSeq, a predicted model, not a curated record
GCUCUCCCCGAGCGUCGGCCUCCACUGUCCCCUCCUCCAGCUUCUGCUCCUCCUCCUGCUCCUCCCAUCUUCGGAUCCCGGCACUAAAACGUCUGUCUGCAAGGUCCUCUGAGCGCUGCAGCCACGAGCUGCCGCCACCGCCGGGUCUCUCUCGGUGAGUGCUUGUGUCCCUUCCCGGCUCGUCCGCCCCGGAGGUAACUGGAGAUUUGCUCCAAGGGGAUCAGAUGCUCGGAGGUGGUGCUGCCCAUGGCCCGGCCGGAGAGAAGAUUGAGGGAGCCUGACCGGCUGGACUGGUAAACGACUCAGUAAUUGACAACUGGAGACACUCAUGUUCCAGUAAUCAAAAGGCAUCCCUGCCGCCACUUCAUGAUCCAGGAGCGUGUGGCCCAGUGAAGUUCCCAAGGUGUACAGCAUGACCUUGCUGCUCCUGGGCGUGGUGCUGCUGGUGGCCCAGCCCCAGCUAGUGCUUUCCCAUCCAGCUGUUACCGGCCCAGGUCCCAGGCAGCAAGAGCUUCUGCGGAAGGUGGGUACCCUCCUGGAGGACACUCAAGAAGGUGCAGCACCCAAUGGUUCCACACAGCAGCUACCACAGACCAUAAUCAUUGGGGUGCGCAAGGGUGGUACCCGAGCAUUGCUGGAGAUGCUCAGCCUGCACCCAGACGUGGCGGCAGCUGAGAACGAGGUCCAUUUCUUUGACUGGGAGGAGCAUUACAGCCAAGGCCUAGGCUGGUACCUCACCCAGAUGCCCUUCUCCUCUCCGAACCAGCUCACAGUGGAGAAGACACCGGCCUACUUUACUUCGCCCAAAGUGCCUGAGAGAAUCCACAGCAUGAACCCUGCCAUCCGCCUGCUGCUCAUCCUGAGGGACCCUUCAGAGCGAGUGCUGUCUGACUACACCCAGGUGUUGUACAACCACCUUCAGAAGCGCAAGCCCUAUCCACCCAUCGAGGACCUCCUAGUGCGGGACGGCCGGCUCAACAUGGACUACAAGGCUCUCAACCGCAGCCUGUACCACGCACACAUGCUGAACUGGCUGCGCUUCUUCCCACUGGGUCACAUUCACAUUGUGGAUGGCGACCGCCUCAUCAGAGACCCUUUCCCUGAGAUCCAGAAGGUCGAAAGGUUCCUAAAGCUGUCACCACAGAUCAACGCCUCAAACUUCUACUUUAACAAGACCAAGGGCUUCUACUGUCUACGGGACAGCGGCAAGGACCGCUGCUUACAUGAGUCCAAAGGCCGGGCGCACCCCCAAGUGGACCCCAAACUACUGGAUAAACUACACGAAUAUUUUCAUGAGCCAAAUAAGAAAUUCUUCGAGCUCGUGGGCAGAACGUUCGGCUGGCACUGAUUUGCCUUCAGUUAGGCUCGGAACUUUUCCUGUUGUAACUUCUGGUGUACAUCUGAGGGUGGGGAGGGAAAGAAAUUUUAAAAAGGCAUUUAAGCUAUAAUUUAUUUGUAAAACCCACAAAUGACUUCUGUACAGUAUUAGAUUCACAGUUGCCAUAUAUAGUAGUUAUAUUUUUCUACUUGUUAAACGGAGGGCGUUUUGUAUUGUUUUUCAUGGUUGUUAACAUUGUGUAUAUGUCUCUAUAAUAUGAAGGAACUUAACUAUUGCACUGAAAAAAAAAAGAUUUUUCUGGAGACGUCUUUUUUUUUUUUUUAAAUAUAAUUAACUUGCCUCCAAUUCAAAUAGCUCUCUGUUUGCACCCUCCUUGUCAAAUCUAUAUUCUUUUUCUGCUUAAAAUUUUUUAUGGGCACUAUGGUCUUCUAUUCUUUUUUAAUUUGUUCUUUAAUUUUUACUGUCUCCCUGUGGUCAUCAGAUUAAGUUUUUACUUGCACUUUAAAUUUCCUCUUCACGGUGAGUCUCUAUUAUUUUUGGAAGUGGCAGUUGUACCCAUUCUUAAGUUAGACUGCAUACGUGUUUAACCCCUGUAAGCCUGCAUAUGGGUUUAACCCCAGCAGAUAGCAUAUGGGUUUAACCCCUGUAGCCUGCAUAUGGGUUUAACUCCUAUAGUCUGCAUAUGGGUUUAACCCCUGUUAGCCUGCCUGUAGGUUUUAUCUUUGCCAACCUGCAUGUAGAUUUAACUCAUAUAAAUUUCAAGGGCAGAAGACGGUGCUGAGGAAGGAAACACAGAUGGUAACUGGCAAGAGGUUUCCUAAGAUCCACUUUUGUCUCAGAGGAUAUCUGCAUAUACUUCUGAUCCCAGCAAUGGGCAAAACCCAUAAUAAACAAGAUUACACCCUUGGAUUUCAGAAUGAUCUUGGGGCUGUAAACUUUGCCUUUUGGAGCAAUUGGCCUCUGAAAAACUCCUUAGCAGAGAGAAGGAAACAUGCAAGAUCCCUUUGUGUGUGUCUGUCCAUUCUAUAACUUUCAUGAGGAGCAGGAGUGAGCCUUUGCUCACUCUGAAAUUUGUUUCCUGAAAGAUCAAUAUGCAUUUAUGAUCUUCUCUUUUAUACUCAUAGACAUAUAAACAUAUACACUUCAAAAUCAGUUCCAACGUUGAAGUCCUGAAUAGGAAAGAAAAUUAAAACUCCCAAGGGUUGAGUUAAGAUAUGAAAAAGUCACAACACAAAACUUGUGUGUGCACCUAUACACUUAAAUGGGAGUUUCACUUCUCCCUAGAACAGUCACUUAGCCGAGACUGGUCACAAAAGUCAGUUCUAAGCUCCUGGAUUGUCAUGCAUACCUGUCACUCAGCCUUUUACAAUUAAACAGACUAGACCAUUUCCAUAAGAAAGUAUCAUGUCAUUACAGUAGUAGAAGACAGCAGUACAAAACCAUUUCCUGACAGUUUGUUAGGAAGAAAUGAAACACAAAUAGAUGUUAUUGAGUGUCUUCUCUUUGAGAACUCUCUGAAACUUCCUCCAAGAAAACUCAAGAUGAAGGGGUUACUCUGACAAGUUCAGAGAACAGAGAAUAGGCCCCUAAGCACGAAGGACUUGCUGAAGGUCACACUAUCAGGCUUAGAGCCCAGUGGUAGCCAAUGCAUGAGUAAUCUGUUCCCCAUUUAUUUCCCUCAACCCUGCUUUAUCUGGACUCUAAAGAAAUCAUUCAAACUCAGAGGCAAUGUUUUCCUGACUUGACCUGACAUGUCUUUCCUGGUGCCGAAAGUCUUCCGCCCUAAGAGCUGUGUUUGAGCUAGAGGAAGAGCAAAGGGGAAACACAAUUUUUCUCAGCAGUCUUCUUAGGGAAAUGAAUCACCUUGGUUGUUUUGGCAGUCCCUGCCUGACCAACCUUACUCUGGCCCACACCCCAUUCCUGGCGAGGCCCUGACAGCAAAGAGGAUGCCUUCCUCUGUAGAACCCAAUAGGAUUGUCAUUCAACCACUGUCUCCUCAGAAAGAGGAACAGAACUAUUUAUAGCAAAUUUCUGUAGACUUUGUGAUAUGCAGGGCGCUUUCCUCUGCAACAGUGUAUCUGUGGGUCUUUUAUGCCAUUUAACCUAAAGAAUGAGAAGACCCAGAAAGGUUACAUCAGUUUUCCAAAGCUGACCAGGUAUAUGGUGGCUGAAAGAAAGCUCUAGUGGGAAUUCCUGGUGCCCAAGAAGAUGCCCAGGUGGAGAUGAUAUAGUUGGAGCCUGGUCUCUUUCAGCCAGCGGUGCUGGUUAGGAAUGAGGAAAGUCAGAACUGGCACCAAGGGUAAGCUUAAGCUGUUAGAACUUGUAUAACUAAUGGCAUGGGGUAACACAAUAUAUGUGAUUAGCAGAUAUACAUUCAAUUAAUUGCUUUACUGGGGGGACAGAGUAUUGAUUUGGGGGAUCAUAUUCCUGCAAACCAUCAAGGAAGAUGCCAGGAGUUCCAAUGAGAGCAUAUAUUCAUUCCUUUUUUUUUUAAUCUAUAAAACUCCAGCCGGUCAUCAACACAUUCCAAGGAGCAAAAAACCAUCACUUCCUAUUUUGUGCCAGGUAUUUCUACUCAUCCAAGCCCUGUUACUUUCAGAGAAUGCUGCAAUGGACCCAUGGCCAUUCUUGUCAAAAUGCAGUGAGGCCAGAGUCAAACGGUAUUUGGUUCUUUCUAACUAUGCUGAAUGCCAAUCCUGUUAACAAAGGCCGUUUCCUAAAUGGAGGUGUAGGUUCCUACCCCAGCCAGGUCACAGCCAUCUGAGAGUUCUAGAGAAGCUGAAAGUUGCUGAGCCAAGCACCACCUCUGGGGUUGAACUCACACCUCGUUUGUUAUUCCAGAGUAAGAAUAGCACUGAUUUUCCUUCCUCCAGGAAUUAGGCAGUGUUCAAAUCCUCUUAAUAUUAUGUGACUAUCAGUUAAAAGCCUGGCAAUUGAUUAGUUAAGGAAAAACCAUGAGAGGCCUCUGAACUCAAGCUGCCUUGCUUUUUCUACCCUCAGCAGAAGACACAUGGAGGGUAGAAGAGGCCAGUGCCCGAGAUGUCUGUUGCUUAGAGAUGAGGAGACAAAGGUCAUUAUAUUCAUUAGAAUGACCUUUUUCUUGAGUUCCUAUUAUGUAGCAAGUGUGGUGUUAAUUCUUCAAGAAUAUAAAAUGAAAAGCUAUAGGAAAUAAUAGUCAUGAACUGUAAAGGGUAUUAAUAAGAGGAAAGAAGUACUAAGAAGGCAAGCGAAGUGGCCUUGAGUUGUGUACAGGCUGGACAGGACAAUAUGUUCCAUAGUUUGGCAUUAAUUCAGCCACAUCCCCAGAAGGAAUCAACUAGCCCAUAUUAAGAGGAUGAAUGAAGAAUGAAAAUGAGGUAUGAAGUUUCCUCAUUGCCAAUCCUUUGCUUUAAUUUUUUAGAAGAAAAAAAGGAAUAUUACCUCAAGGUUGCACUAGAGCUAUGACCAAAGCCACUUAAUUCAAAGGUCACCAAGACCCUGUUCUUUCGUAGCAAGGCUUUGUGGAGGAAUUGCCCUGGAGCCAGAAAAUGAAAGCCAUUGAUGUUACCAAAGGGAAACAUCCUGCAUAAGGACAUGUCUUGAAUCAGUAAGUGGUGAUGAGGGCUCGAAAGGAGGUAGGAGAAGCACAGGAAAAGUCUUGUCUAACAAGUGUGUAGCUUGGAUUAAACACAUUAAACCACAAAUAUGUUAUCAGUCAAGUAUAGCCUUGGAAGAUGGUUUCAAGACGAAGGUGCUGAAAGACUCACAGCCCUCCAUAUGUCUUUGACUCCUGUGCAAGUUUAUUGAUUACAUAAGAAUAAUCAUCAUUAUUACAUACCCACUAUGUGCUUGGUAUCUUAAAUACAUUGACUCAAACCUAUAUAUAAACUCUGAGAGAUAGGAAACAGUGCCUUGGUUCACAAAGGAAGAAACUCAAGAUCAGAAAUUAAAGGGUUUUUCUGUAAUGACAGAGAAAGUUAUUUACUUCAUUUGCAUGUUUUUUCUAGUGUCUUGAAUUUGGUCAAUUUCCAUCCAUCCCAUCAUGAGUAAAGGGAAGAAGUAAUGCCUAGAUCACUAUCAAGAGGCAACAUCUAACACAGAGGUUAUAGGGUAUGAGGUUGGACACAGGAGGAUCUGGAAAAGUCACCUCCUAUAGAACUACACAUAUAGGAUGUCCUAAGGUGUGUUGCAACUGGCAGAAGUUAAAAGAAAAAAAUCACUGAGCAUGAGAUAAAGGGCUGACCCAGUAUCCCCCAAUAGCACUGAAUAAGCAGAGGACCCUUAGCCCAUCAUCUCAUUCGGUUGCUUGAUUGAAGUACACUCACAUAAGAAGUAGCCCUGGAUCUUCAGGUCACACUUGUGCCAAGGUAGCUCCAUUUUCCUCAAAUUCUACAGUUAGGUAAAAAGAAAGAAAAAGCAAGUAUAGUCAGGAGACCUGGGUGUAAAUCCAAUUUUGGCCAUGUGGCCUUCAGCUCAAGUUCUCAGAGCCUUAAUUUCUUUUGUUUUUUUGGUAAAAAUGGGCUGAUACUUCACUCAGUAUUGGGGAAAAGUCAAUGAGAUGAACUGCCAAGACCAUCAAGUUGGUGCACAUAUAUGGCUUCACUGUGAACAGGGUUUAGGGAUUUAGGAGACAGACAGGAACUGAUUUUAAAGUAGUCAGCAAAACCUCACUGCCUUUGUUCAUUCACCCACUGCCUAGCUAUGUGACUAUAGGCAUUGCUGUUAGUGGCCCAGGCAGAUCCUAUUUUCCAAAGCUUCUCCAUCUUCCAUCUCCCAUAAAGGCAGACUACUAACAGAUAUACAAAAAUGUGUUCCUGAAGUUUUAUCUUAGCAAAAGUCAUGUCCCCUAGAGAUGGCUGCACCCCCUUCUUGCUGGGAGCAAGUCACUAACGUUUGACUGAUGUGGUAAGCAGGUAGGGGGACUGGGUGGUGAGGGGAACUGCUCAGCUUCUUUGCCUCUGCACAGUUGACUUCGUAGUACAAUGCUGCCAUAUUUCCUCCUGAAAUCAGCCUAUAUCCAGACUUCUAAAAUAAUGUGCUUGUUUGUUUCUUCCCAUACUUUUCUGCUCCUCUCAUUAUGGUCAUUUUUCUUUGUCACCCUACCAUCAGUAAAUGAAUUCCAGCUCAACUUUUGCUUCUAGGACACUUAGCAUCAGAUAGUUAAAUGUGCAUUUAUGUCUUGUUCUAUGUGUAUAAUAGAGUUAAUGCAACCAACUUAUAGAAAUCAUUUCUCCAGUUAAAUAAGGAGUGGGAAACAAGUCUGUUUUAUUGGCUAGCACAUAGAAGGAUUAAACACAACAGAUGAAGUUGUUACCAAGUAACCCUUUUCCUUGGAUUAUGAGACUAUAAUUAAAAUACUGUCAAUGCAGCUAGGCAUGUUGUCACAUGCCUAAAAUCCAGCACUUGUGAGUUUGAGGCAAGAGAAUCACUAGUUCAAAGCCAGCAGGAGCUACAUAGGGAGACCCCAGAACAGGAAAGAAGAAAAAGUGUCCAUACAUCAUUAAAAAAACUUUAGGUUCCAGUUCAUAAAAUUUUGCUGAUAAAACUGCACUGUUCUGAUUUAUUUCUGUACAAUAUUUUUAUUCAUUUGGAAUGUUCCUCUCAGGGUCAGUACAAGGGUGAGUCUUCCUCUUGACUGAAACCUUGUGGUACUUAGCAUUGUGCCUGCCUAGGUAAAAGGUAGAAAGAAUGCACUUGUUUGUUGAUUGGAUGAUGAAUCUUAUCUAGUUGUCAAUCUAAUGUGAAAAUUCUAUCUAUCACAUCCCAGCCACACAGUGUGGCCUCCCUUUGGGAGUCCUUUAUUUGGUCCAGGAACUGCUAGGCACUUAACAAUAUGGUGUUUUAUUCAGUUCUCAAGAAACCCUGGGGAAAUAAGCAAACCAAGUUCUAUGUGUUUGCUUAUUAAUAUAUCGCCAGCAAAUAGUACAAUACUUGGUGUUGGAGUUGCAAAUGUUUAUUAACUAAACAAAUCCUCUUGUUGCCCAGCCUUCUUCUACUCUGUUAUACUCUGCUGCCUCUUGAAUAUUCAACUAGUUGAUAAUUCAGUAUUCUCCUAGGUAACCCAUUAUGUCUUCAAACCGACUAUUGACAUUCAUAUUUCCUGGACUUAAGUUCUCUAGCUUCAGCCCAUGGAUCCAUGAAUGAAUAUUCCUUAAAUCCCAAAUACCUGGAUUUAGAGUUUAAUGUUUAUUAAUUUAUGCAUUUUCUUAUUCACUUGUUGGGUAAGUGAGUAUGCAAUGUUAUAGUUCAUAUUUGGAGGUCAGAAGACAACUUGUGGGAGUCAGCUCUCUCCUUCUCUCAUGUGGGUUCUGGGGAUCGAACUCAGAUCCUCAUGCUUGGGGGCAAUUUCCUCAGCCCAAAUUUAGAGAUUUAGAGCAGCCUUGUUCAUAGCUAUGUGAACUCCAACAAAUUCCUUAAUUUCUCUGAAUUUCCAGCAGGAGAAAUAAUGCCUUGCCCAAAAUAUCUAUGCAUAAUAUAUGAAUAAUAGACAAUUGAACACUUUUGAAGUAAUAAUUCCAUAGUCAUUAGGUAAGUAAAUAUUUCAGUAUUCAUGUCAUCUGACAAGCCUUUGUUACCAUUAAUCUUGUUUAUGCACGAGGAAACCAGAGGACAAUGAUAGCAUUCUCCUAGAUUCCUGUCUACUAAAAAAGAGCCAGAACUCUCUCUGGGUAGUCUCUAGUAUGUGUGGCCUCCAGAACUCUCCUCUGGGCAGUCACUAACCCACUUGAUCUCCAGAACUCUCCCCUGGGUGGUCUCUUGGCCUCCAGAAAUCUCCCCUUGGUGAUCACUAGCACACUUGAUCUCCAGAACACUUCCCAGGUGGUCUUUUGGCCUCCAAAACUCUUUCCUGGGUAGUCUCUAGCACACAUGGCCUCCAGAACUCUCCCCUGGGUACUCUCCAGCACACUUGAUCUCCAGGCCACACUCAGUUUCAAAGAAGAAGAAAGAUUCUUGGCCAGUGGCAAAAGUAAGUGCUAAGAAGUCAAAGAAAGAGGUGAGGAGCUCAGGACAAACACCUCCUGAAAGUUGCUUGCAGAAGGAAUUCUAAAAUGGUCCCAUGAUACACACCCACUUUGGUGUAUAUAUCUUGUUUAGUAACUUCCCCUCACAUCUGAGUAACAUUUGAAAAGAUGUGCAAUUUAUUAUUUUAAUCAGGUUGAUCUGUAUGGAAAAGGCAAUGGUAUGUUAUUUAAUAGGCCAGUUCAAAAAGAGCGAGAGGAGAUAAAGGAUGGAAAGACAGAUACUCCUGGCUUUGUCUGUUAUGUAUGAUAGGACUCUGAGUAAUGGCAAAAUAAAGGACUAUUGUGAAUAGUAGUAGCUAAGAGUAUUUCUAGAAACAUCCAGCAGGAAUGUUUGCAAAAAUCUCAUUUUUCCAACAAAGGUGGGCAGGGAACAAGAUAGUGAUUAGAAAAUGAUCUGGCUGUAACGUUUUGUUCUGGGGAGAACCCCCCAGGGCAGACUUGGGCUCCUGAGUCACCUACAUUGAGCUAAUACAUGUAUGUUGGUUUAACCUGCUGGUAUCUAAUAAUGUGCUUGCCUUUAUGCCAAUACAAAGACUUGAGUCCAUUUUUUUUUUUUUUUUUAGUCCA